AGAAGCAGCGUCCUACACGGGAACGGUAAAUAGCUGGCAACUUCAGGUGGCGUUUGGUGACUGGUGGAGAGCUAGUGGCGGUGUUCUCGGCUCGGGUCGAACGUAACCGGCUCGCGACAGUUUUUACAUCUUGGAGCUAUGACCAUUUGAAGAAGAUGAGAAGAAGAAAAAAUUAACACACACACACACACACAUACGAACAGAUAGCAGAAGAGUUUACAAAUAAGUUUCUGACUAUGAGGACAAGUAAAACCUGUAGCUUUCUUCCUAAGCUAAAGAACGGGACGGAACGAGACAGGUUAAGCGGAUCGUUCCGUACCGCUCUCGCACACAUCUCAACUACACGGCGUAAACCGAAGCCCCGGGAAAGCUCGGUGGAGAAAGCGCUCAUCUCUUCAGCUCGAUUCUUGUCGAUCAAGCGUGUGUGUGUGUGUGUGUGGUUGCAUGUGUUGGUUGGUUUACGCGUGUGUGUAGUUUUUGGGGGGCGCCUUCUCCGGCCUACUAUGCGUGUGGCGUUCUGCCCUUCUCCUUCCUGUUCCGGGCCGGGGUUUGCCUACCGAAGCUGCUGGCCAGUGAUACCCAAAAACGGUGCGCACACACAGAGCAACAUAGAAAGCACAAGAAAAAAAAAGAGGAGAAUAAAACCAUUCACAGCACCGCAUCGAGCUGCGGCUCGUCAUCCGACCGAAGUUGCGAUCCGUCGUCGUCCCACUUGCUCAGCUGUGUGUGAGCUACCCUGCUCGUCGCUCCUUUAUUAUCGCCCGGUUGAUCUCCUUCCCGUCCUUACCUGCCGGCUAGUUGCGCUCGUUUACGAUAGUGAACGUGAGACGUGAGCGCGAGCGAGACGGAGCCAGCACGGGGAUGGAGCGCAAGCGAGAUCAGAUCGUACGAUGCGUUCCCGUUGAGCGGGCUCCGGUGCGCUCCCGAUGCUGGGAGUUUGGGCCCGCGCUUGGUUUGGCUGGCUGGGUUUGGCGACUACAUCGGGCUCCCUAGGCAGCACGGUUGGACAUUCCCCAAUCGGCUCUGCUCGCGAUAGCACGUGCGCUCACUCGCAGCGCCUGUUCGCAUCCUUUCAAAACGUACCAGGCUCGGGUGUUUGCAGAGUAACGGGUCCCCGGCUCUUGCUGGCCUGCUAAGGGUUACGGUUCGUCAAAGGUAACGCUUUUUUUCGUUGUUGCUGUUGUUGUUGUGUUGUAGAGAAGACGUGCCCGAGAUCAAGAGAUCGUGGAAAGGGAGGCUGGCAGUGAUCAGUUAGUGUUGUGGUGGAUUAGUGGUGGACGACGCCGUCACCAUCGGUGACGGGGGCACAGGAACGCCGGCUUGUACGGUGGGUGUAGUGAGCCUUGGGCAAAACCUCGCCACACAGAGUGGUACCAGUGUUCAACAACGGUAGAAAGGAGUUAUCAGAGCAUCGGUGGACAGGUGCAGUUCCUCGCGAAUAGCCCUUCAAGAUAUUGAUCGUUGUACACGUGCGAGGAAGUUUUGCGGUGUAGUGAGUGUAGUGCAUUUCUGGGGGACAACGAAGGUACAAUAACUUCGGAUGGCGUAAGUCAUCAACUGCAGUAAGACCCUCAAAUUGUAUCGAACGUACAAUCAAUCCGCCAUUCAACCGAUCAUCAAAUAUCACAAGCUGUCGAGAGUGUACCGGGGUCGGCAUUAACCCAUCAAGGAAGAUCGAGGAAGUAUUCUGACGCCUUCCACAGAUCAAUCAAUCCAAGGGACUCGUCUCGCUUCCAUCGCACCGACCAGUCUCCACCUAACGGCUCCAACCAUGUGGAGCACGGGUAGGGGUCCUAACCCGAUGUGGGCCCAUCGAAUUAUUCUGAUUGCGCUCUGCUACCUGAUCAAUCUAGCUGCACCGACGAACGAAAUCUGGCCCGUAGAACGUCCGGAUGGUAUGCCCUCAAUAACGGCCCUGGAGGUGAUGUGCGGCAAGGAUCACAUGGACGUUCAUCUAUCAUUUUCCGCGCCGUUCGAAGGGAUCGUAAGCUCCAAAGGCCAACAUAGCGAUCCUCGAUGCAUCUAUGUGCCACCGUCGACGGGGAAAACGUUCUUUACCUUCCGCAUCUCGUACUCGCGCUGCGGCACCAAACCCGACCUAAAUGGGCAAUUCUACGAGAACACUGUCGUGGUGCAGUAUGACAAGGAUCUGCUCGAGGUGUGGGACGAAGCGAAACGGUUACGGUGCGAGUGGUUCAACGAUUACGAAAAGACGGCCUCCAAACCGCCGAUGGUUAUUGCCGAUCUGGACGUUAUACAGCUGGACUUCCGAGGUGACAAUGUGGACUGUUGGAUGGAGAUACAGCAGGGUAAGGGACCAUGGGCACCGGCUGUGAGUGGUAUUGUACCGCUCGGUUCCACCAUGACGCUGGUCGUCGCGAUCAAUGAUUUCCGGGGCGAGUUUGAUAUGCGCGUCAAGAGCUGUGUCGCAUCGGACGGCGCCGGACACGUGAUUAAGCUGUCGGAUGAGUACGGUUGCGUACUGCGACCGAAGAUGAUUUCUCGCUUCCUGAAGGCGCGUGCCCCGGACGAUAAGGCGUCGGUGAUUACGUACGCGUUCUUCCACGCCUUCAAGUUCCCGGACGCGCUCAGUGUGCACAUCAAGUGUAAGGUAGAAAUUUGCCGACACGGUUGUCUGGACCACUGUCAGCACAGUGGUGCUCCGGUGGGCGGUACGGCGAGCGUGCCCGGUGGACCAAAGCAGCACGAUCUGCUCGAGCGCAAGGAUACGCUGGUGAAUCAGAACAGCAACGACAUACUGGCCGGUGACUCGGCGGAAGAUCUGGACUCGGGCAUGAACGGGCAGGAUGUGUACUACGACGACAUUAUCCACACGGAGAAACAUCUCAACCAGUACAAGAAACCGAUGCCGAAUCAGCCACCGAAGAAGAAGGACAGCUACCUACAGUACCACCAUCACAAUCGCGAACCGAUGGACGACAUUGAGUCACUGUUCCUGAGCGACCAUUCGGCAAUGUCGGCCGACAUGAUGAAGAAGCAAUCGCAGGGACCGCCGGGACCUAUCGGUGGUGGUAUGCCGGGUAUGCCCGGUAUGCCGGGCAUGCCUGGUAUGGGCAUGGGUCCGGGCAAGUAUCCUCCCCAACCGAUGCAGCAGAUGGGACAGAAGCCGAUGCCGGGCCCAGGUACGCCGAUGGAUGACGAUAAGUUCCCGCACGGACCGCGCCAGAUGGAUGCGGAGAAGCGUAUGGGUUUGCCGGCCGUCGCCGGUCCACGGGCAUUGAAUCUGGAUGCGGAUGAUGUACAGAACCAGAGCUACAACCAGGCUGGUUCGCGGUUGCGUCAGCGACGCUCGGUACGCGUCACCGAUCGGCAGGCCCGUUCGGCGGACAUUGGCGUGAGUGGCAUUUACGAGGUUAUCUCCGAGGCGGACUUAGCGUUCAACCCGGACAGCAAGCAGGAAGCGGUAACCGUAUUCCAGGGCAAAAUAACGGAGGAGGUAGUCUACGGUAUCUGUAUGCCGGUGCCGGGCUUUAGCAUUCUCUUCAUACUGGUCAUUUCGGCGACCAUCAUUUCUGCGCUGAUUGCCGGUUCGCUGCUGUACAGAUAUCAGCUGCAGAAGGAAAUGAUUGCGAAUCGGACGCAGAGCCACAACGCGCCCAUGAACUCGAUCGCCACGUGGAUGACGUUACGUCUGUUCCGGUCCCGGCAUAAUGGGCCGGUAGUUGGUGGAGCGGCUGCCGUCCGUCCGAUGGAUCUGAACGCCAGUAACCAGUGAGGAUGAGGUGGGCAGCACCGACAGUGUAGUGCCCAACACACUCCAACACACAACCUCACACACACACACAGUCCUAAGUCUCUCUAUGCAAAACAGUAAGAUCUUAUUGAAGAUUUUUUGUAAGGUUUAGUUAUUCCCUUCUUCGCGCACUAUACCUUCUUGCGUCGUACGUGAGAAGAAUGCGCGUUUGUUGCCGAUCAGGAUCGAUCGAACUAGCCUCAUCAACCUACCUUUUACAUCUACACACACACACACACACACACACACACACACACACAGUGGCGGUUUAAGCCGCUUGGAGGCUCCCUACACAGACUGAAACUGGGCCAGGAUUCGUGGCGGGACUUAUGGAGUACGGGGUCCUCUAAAUCGAUGGAGACUCUUAGAACUCCACAGCCAGGACCCCAAGCGGCUGCUUAGUUUUGUUGAUACUUUGAUCCGCUCCUGUACACACACACACAUACAGACAUACAUACAUUCACUUACACAUGAAUACAUUCCAUACACACGCCUUUCAUCCUUUCUCAUCUUCUCGGGUUUAUUGCAAUAUUUAUUAAUCAAUAAUUAACUGUACGAGAAGGGAGAAAACCAUUGAUCGAUUCCGACGUUGUUUGAUAGAGGGAAGAUAUAUAAAAACAAAAAAAUGCGUAUGAAACGCAAUUAGCAAUUAUCGUGACAGCUGCUUCGCAUCCUUCUUGCUGAAGUUGAAGCUGUCGUAUUUGUUAUAAGACCCUGGGGUGGUAGUUAAAUUACUUUUUGGUGUGCGUGUUUUCUAGUAUCUCGAAUGAAUGUUCACCGUACUUAUAUUUGAUCUAUAUUACUACCGGUGAUUAUCGUUAUAUUUAAUCCAAUCGAUUAUGGACUAGUGUCGGUCGUAUUUUGCUAAAGUUAUAACUGCAGACUAUCGUUAUCGUGCCGGUUCGCACCGCACGGCAACACCGAAGCGUAACCUGUCUUGUGACACUAACAAAGAUUAAACUAAAAAUCCGUUUUAGAGUUUAUUUAUUUAAUCUAAACUGCGUAUUAAAAUCAAAAAAACAAAAAACAAAAUGUAAGUAAGCCUUCUUUUGAGACGAAACCAAGACCUAGAGCCAAGGAGAAAGGGGGGCGAACGUUUGCCCGGUAGUGCGUGGGAGGGUAGUACAUCUCCCACCUAACAUGGCCGCGCUGAGGAGAGUAGACUGAAGAUCGACAGCUUGGUAGUUAAGGGACGGCCUGUUUUUUUUUGCUUCUCUCGCGUAAGCCCAGUCGAUCCAUCUACGCGCGAUCGUGCGUAGCAAACAGUAUCAGUUAGCCGUGGUAGUAAUGUUAAAUCUGCGCACUAAUGUCAGCAGUGCGCGAGAAAUAUGCUCAAUUUAGUAUUUGUUUGUUUAUAGUAGGCGCAACACGUGUGCAACACUGAGGAAGCGUGGUAGGAGGCAGGUAUUUAUUUAUUGGCGAGUUGCUCCGCUAGUUGAUACUCCAUCCGUGCAAUGUUUAUACCUGUUGACUUGAUAUUUGACGAAGCAUGUAUAUCGGCGUUGGGUUGUAUAUGCUUAGAAGCUUAGUGUACUGUGUACGUUUAUCAACUGGUGGAACAAAUAAAACACUUCAUUAUUUAAAUUGGUCUGUGUGGGUUUUGUGUUUUUUCUGUUUGCUUGGGUUUGUUCAGGAUAAUUGGACUAUUAAAAAAUUUAGAAUACAAUAUAUGCUGUAGAAUUUCCUCGCUACCCGUUACGAUGGGUUGGCCAUUUCAUUAGAGUUUUUUUUCAGAUGACUUAGCACGAUUUAGAUUUUCAAAAUC
Molecule: messenger RNA, 5519 nt
Organism: Anopheles stephensi (Asian malaria mosquito)
Lineage: Eukaryota; Metazoa; Arthropoda; Insecta; Diptera; Culicidae
Gene: m
Exons: 5
Coding region: 1772-3736 (654 amino acids)
Source: RefSeq, a predicted model, not a curated record